Messenger RNA from Colletotrichum lupini, 1128 nucleotides. RefSeq names its product tRNA wybutosine-synthesizing protein. The record is from RefSeq and is a predicted model, not a curated record. Lineage: Eukaryota; Fungi; Ascomycota; Sordariomycetes; Glomerellales; Glomerellaceae. Gene Ontology annotation, molecular function: tRNA methyltransferase activity. The transcript is spliced from 2 exons. Gene Ontology annotation, biological process: tRNA methylation. Bases 1 to 1128 code for a protein of 375 amino acids. Gene Ontology annotation, cellular component: cytoplasm.
AUGGCACCGCAGCAGAAGAACCAAGGACACCAACACCUGCCCGUCCCACCGGCAACCUUCACCACCCGCAAACACAAGAUCCUGGAACAGCUCAGCGUGCCCGAUGCAGAGUACACCGACGCCUCGCCCAAGGGGUCCGUGGACGUCGGUAUCCGCGAGCUCAUUGACGAGCUCAACGACCUCGACGGUUUCGUCACGACGAGCAGCUGCGCGGGGCGCGUCAGCGUGUUUCUCGAGGGGCGUAAGGCGGGAGGAGCGGACCAGCGAGCAGCAGUAGCGGCAGUAGCGGCAGUAGCCCCAUCAUCUUCUCAAGGCAACGAAGGCGAUGAUACCCCUGCCGCCGCGGCCCUCGAGACGAUAGCUGGACCCGGAGGAAAGGGAGGCGGAGGCACGUGGCUGUUCGUAUCGCACGAUCCCGUUCCCGGAUCGCACGACAACGACGAGGAUCUGCUGCGCUUGUUUGGUCUCGUGGAUGAAGACGCGGGAAGAGGAGCAGGGCAAGAACCAGGACGGGCUGUCGGAGUAUCGGGUCGUUCUCAGUCUGGGCGACGGAAGCGGCUUGUUCACUUCAAGUUCGAGCCCAUGAUCCUCCACGUCCUCACAGCAUCUCUACCUCACGCCCAGCUCCUCCUCAAAUGCGCCCUCGCAGCAGGUUUCCGCGAAAGCGGCGCCCUGAACCUCCUCCCCACCGCAUCGCAAGGCGAAGACGAAGCCUUGUCGUCAUCACCCGUGACACCAAUGGUAGGCGUAAGAACAAUGGGUCUCGCUCUUGAAUCUCUAAUCGGUUACGUCGAUGAAGACGCCGCCGAAGGCAGCAGCGCACGUCGGCACUGUACCGUCACGCCAGACUACCUCCGCGACCUGCUCCACAUCGCCAACGAGCGCUUCGUAGAAAACGCCGCCCGCAUCGCGCGGUUCCGCACCGCCUUGCAGGAGGCCGUCGCCGGACCCCCGCCAAAGACGGGCGAGGGCGGCGCCGCGUGGGAGGACGCCGACGCCAGGAGGGAGAGGAAGAGGGCUGAGGGCCUGCGGCGGAAGGAGGAGGUAUUGGCUGCUAGGUUGAAGACGCAGCAGCAGGAAGCUCCGUCAGAGGACCAAGGCCCGAUAGAGCUGCUGACUGAGAUAUGA